Molecule: messenger RNA, 1059 nt
Organism: Mytilinidion resinicola
Lineage: Eukaryota; Fungi; Ascomycota; Dothideomycetes; Mytilinidiales; Mytilinidiaceae
Exons: 3
Coding region: 1-1059 (352 amino acids)
Biological process (GO): secondary metabolic process
Source: RefSeq, a predicted model, not a curated record
AUGCCAAGCCUCAAGAUCAUCCGCUCUGCCAUAGCAGAACUCCCCAAUGGCCCGCCGCUGGUCGUUGCCUUGACAGGCGGAACCACGGGUAUAGGCUCAUAUGUCGCGAAGGCCCUCGCUACAGCCUUUGCUAAAAGCGGUUCCAAACUGCGCGUCUACAUUGUCGGCCGAAAUGCGACUCGUGCCGAGACUGUCAUCACCGAUGGCCAGCGAAUCAGCCCAGGCUCGGAAUGGCGCUUCAUUCAGGCGACAGAUCUCGCCCUUAUCAGCGACGUCGACCGCGCCAGCGCAGAAAUCAUCCGUCAGGAGACUGAAGGGUCAUUCCACGGCGGGCCGCCAAGACUGGACCUUCUGUACAUGAGCCACUGCUAUCCAAUCUUGAAGGAACGAAGUACCACAACGGAAGGCCUUGAUUCUUUUCUUUCAACUACCUACUAUUCCCGGAUGAGGUUCAUCCUGCAGCUCAUGCCGAUACUCCUUGCCUCCCCAUUGCCUGCGCACGUCAUUUCGAUAUAUGCCGGCGGCAUGGAAGAUGGAACAUCUCCUGGGGAGUCGCCGAUUGGCUGCCCAUCCGACUCCACGUAUGGAAUAUCUGGCGUCCGCAAGCACACCUGUUUCAUGAAGAAUUUUUUCUUUGAGGAGCUUGCGGAGAAACACGCAGGCAAACUCAGCCUGUCCCACAUCUAUCCCGGACUCGUCGAUGGCCCAACCUUUUACAGUCCAGACAUGCCGACCUGGUUCAAGGCUGUGUGGACUUUGAUAAAGCCACUCGCAUGGCUGUACAUGACGGCGCCGGCUGUAUGUGGCGAAGUAAUGGUGUCUCUUGCUACGCCGCGCUACCCAGCAAAGGGAGGGCUCGUGAACGGGGUUGAGGUGGCGAAAAACACAAAGGGAGAGCUUGGAGGAGGUUCAUACGCCCUUGGACAGAGAGGGGAUUCGUGGAGCAAGGGAAAGAGCUACGCGAAAGUCCGCACCGGUGAAACAAACAAGCAGGUCUGGGACCAUACGAUGGAGACCCUGGAUAGGAUCGAGAAGGAAAAUGCGGACCAUAAGCCAUAG